Molecule: messenger RNA, 958 nt
Organism: Humulus lupulus (European hop)
Lineage: Eukaryota; Viridiplantae; Streptophyta; Magnoliopsida; Rosales; Cannabaceae
Exons: 5
Coding region: 16-921 (301 amino acids)
Source: RefSeq, a predicted model, not a curated record
UGUCGUUCUACUCAUAUGGGUCGGCCACUUCUUUCUGUUUUCUACACCAGUAGUAACAUUUGGCUCGAUCCAGUUUGGUCCAGAGCCACAGGCAUUGGCAAAAUCAUGCUGUUGCAUUGUUGGACAACUUCCACUGCUUCUGCUUCUUCGUCUUUUCAGUCUCACGCUCGUUGGCCUUUCGCCAAUCCAAGAAACCCUCACAAUGUUGUUUUAUCCAAACCAUUCUUCUUCUUCCCCAAGUCGAGACCCACAACUCUCAGAGCUCACUUCUUGGACGAAAUCCCUCAGCUUUUCCAUAAUAAGGUUUUGAUAGCAGCUGGUGUUUCUGCGGCAAUUGGGCAACUCUCUAAGCCUUUCACCUCUGUGAUUCUGUAUGGGAAAGAAUUUGAUAUCAAGUCUACUAUUCAGGCUGGGGGCUUUCCUUCUACUCAUUCCUCUGCAGUUGUUGCUGCUGCAACAUGCCUUGGUGUUGAAAGGGGUUUCUCGGAUUCACUAUUUGGUGCAACGGUUGUUUAUGCUGGCCUUAUUAUGUAUGAUGCCCAGGGUGUUAGAAGAGAAGUAGGGAUUCAUGCAAGGACACUGAACGAAAUCCUAACGGCCAAGUCACGAGAAAACUCUACUAAUGCUGGGGACAUAGAUGGCUUUGAUUCUCAACCAGGAACAUCGUUGCCCUUGAACUACUUGUCCAAUGAAUUAAGUUCUUCAACAUCAAAAUCUAGAAACGCCCUUUUAGUACCAAAGUCGGAGAGCAAGCCUCAGAUGCAGAAUCCUUCUGGCUUGGCAGAUGAAACUGGGGAAGGAUUAGAAAGAACUUCUAGCUAUUAUCCACUAAAAGAAUCAAUUGGUCAUACCGAGAUUGAGGUCAUAGCUGGUGCUUUACUUGGCUUCUUGGUAAGCCUGGCUGUAGACACCCUUAUAUGAUGCCAAAUACUCUUUUAUAUAUCAUUUUCAUUCUAUA